Naegleria fowleri is the source of this 2673-nucleotide messenger RNA. RefSeq lists its product as uncharacterized. Gene Ontology annotation, biological process: protein import into nucleus. Gene Ontology annotation, molecular function: small GTPase binding; nuclear import signal receptor activity. The record is from RefSeq and is a predicted model, not a curated record. Lineage: Eukaryota; Heterolobosea; Eutetramitea; Acrasida; Naegleriidae. Gene Ontology annotation, cellular component: nucleus; cytoplasm. Bases 1 to 2673 code for a protein of 890 amino acids. The transcript has a single exon.
AUGAGUACAUGGACACCUGAUCAACGUGGUCUUCUUGAAGUGAUGGAACUUCUCGCUAACAGCAGGAAGGGAAAUACUCAAAUUCAACGGGAAUGUACCAAGAAAAUGAAUGAACUCAACAAUAACGUUCCCGACUUUAAUAUUUAUUUGGUUCAUAUUUUCGUUAGAUGCAAAGACAUUGAACCUGCAAUCAGACAAGCUGCUGGUCUGAUUUUGAAGGCCAAUUUGAAACAAAAAUUAGUAACUCUUCAAGAUGCUGCAAAGGACCACUUGAAAUUAUUACUUUUGGAAGCCCUCGGUGAUGAAAUUCAAUUCAUUCGAUCGACUGCUGGAACUCUUAUAUCCUUUAUUCUAUACUGGGAUACUGUUGAAGCUUGGCCAACAUGCAUUUCUCAACUUGUUUCAAUCCUUACAAACAACACGAAUAAUGUUACACUGAUCAGUGGUGUGAUGGAUUGUAUGUCCAAAGUUUGUGAGGAUAACUAUUCUCAAUUUGUUGGAUCUUAUGCCGACCAACUGGCAUAUCUAAUUCCUACUUUAAUUAGAUUUUUGGAAUAUCCUUCAGAAAAUGUGAAAAGAGAUGCUUUAGGAUCAAUACUUCACUUUUUCCAAUUGGACCCACUCCCAACACACUUAUUGAAUAAUAUGGACUCAUUCCUCAAAAACCUAUUCAACAUUGCAAACGAAAAUGCAGUCGUUCUUCGAAAAUAUUCAUGUCGUGCAUUUGUCAUGCUAUUGGAUACUCCUGAAUUUUUAAGAAACGCAAUUUCAACUGUUUUCGAAUAUAUCAUCCAUUGCAUAUCUUCUGAGGAUGAAACUCUUGCUUUGGAGGCAUGUGAGUUCUGGACUGUUUUGUUGGAUCUUGAUCCAAAGAACUCGUGUCAACAAUUUUAUCCAAUUCUCCAAAAUUAUUUGCCUCAGUUGGUUCCUGUUUUGUUAGAAAAGAUGCAAUACUCUGAAUUUGAACAACAAUCUCUUUUACAUGACUCGGAAAGACCAGAUAGAGAGUCUGAUAUUGAUCCUUCAGUAUAUCAUGUGAAACCAAAAGACACAAUCGAAGAGGAGGGCCAAUACGACGAGGAUGAUGAAGACUAUGAAGAUUGGGAUGAAGAAAAUGGAGGAGAUGAUUGGAGCUUGAGAAAAUGUGCUGCUACUUCUCUUGAUUUAUUGUCUAACAUUUUUGGCUCUUCUAUUCUCCCAUUCCUAUUACCUCAAAUUGAGAAAAAGAUGUCUCCAGAGAUGCCUUGGCCAGUUAAAGAAAGCGCAAUUUUGGCAUUAGGAGCAAUAUCAGAAGGAUGCAUGACUGGAAUGUUGCAACAUCUUCCUAAAUUAAUUCCAUACAUGCUCACUUUAAUCGACGAUGAUAAACCUUUAGUUAGAAAUAUUACAUGCUGGAGUUUGAGUAGAUACUCCAGAUGGAUUGUAGAACAACCAUUGGAUAGAUACUUUGAACCAGUACUAGCAGCCAUUCUCAAGAAAAUGUUAGACAAGAACAAGGUCGUUCAAGAAGCAGCAAGUUCUGCAUUUGCAACACUUGAAGACCAUGCUAAGACUCUUUUAAUUCCUUAUCUUAAGCCAGUGUUGGAAACCAUUGCGAGCGCGUUCCAAAUCUAUCAAAAGAAAAACGUAUUUAUUUUAUAUGAUGCUAUCAGAACAUUGUCUGACUCUGUUGGAGCUCAUUUGAAUAAGCCAGUGUUUAUCCAACUGAUUAUUCCACCACUCAUUACCAAAUGGAACUCAUUAUCUGACGAUGAUAAGGACUUGUUACCACUCCUUGAAUGUUUAACAGGUGUCUCGACUGCUCUUCAAUCUGGAUUCCAAUCUUUUGCUGCUCCAGUAUUCCAAAGAUGUCUCAGAAUUAUUCAAAACACAUAUGCAAUGGAGACCAAGAAUCCAGAAGAGGCUGAUAAGGAUUUUGUCAUUUGUGCUCUUGAUCUAAUUGGAGGAAUAUUGGAAGGUUUAGGAACAUCAGCCACUUCUUUAAUUCUUACUGGACCAGAGUUGUUAAACGUUUUAUUUUUAUGUAUUAAGGACAAAAUUCCAGAAGUAAGACAAAGCGCAUUGGGUGUCAUUGGAGAUCUUGCGAAAGAAAGCGUUGAAUAUCUUCGGGGAGCACUUUCAGAAUUUUUGCCUAUUAUGAUUGCCAAUCUCAAUCCUAAAACUGCAUCUGUGUGUAGCAAUUCUUGCUGGGCACUUGGUGAGAUUACACUCAGGAUUGGUACUGAUAUCACUCCUUAUGCUACUGAAAUGCUGGCUAAAAUGAUUCCAAUUCUCAACUCGUCAACCACUUAUGCCACUUUAGUCGAAAAUCUUAGCGUUUCUAUCGGCAGAAUAGGAUUGGUUUGUCCAAAGAUAGUUUCUACACAAUUACCAACAAUUUGCAAAAACUUGUGUAUGGGAUUAACAAAGGCCAGAAACAAAACAGAAAGAGAGCAUGGAUAUGCUGGAUUGUGUGCUAUCGUUAGAGAAAAUCCACAAGGUGCCAUUACUCAUUUCCCAUUUGUUCUAGAUGCCAUUUCGAAUUGCCCUGAUCCAAGUGCAGAGCUAAAGCAUGAAUUUAUUACCAUUCUUCAAGGUUUCAAGCAAGGCAUGGGUGAACAAGCAUGGUCAUCAUUUUUAUCUACAAUUCCAGAAGAUAUAACCCUCAAACUUAGACAAGAGUAUAAUAUUUAA